This is a messenger RNA of Thecamonas trahens ATCC 50062, 4423 nucleotides long. RefSeq lists its product as uncharacterized. Gene Ontology annotation, molecular function: nucleic acid binding; actin binding. Bases 1 to 4362 code for a protein of 1453 amino acids. Lineage: Eukaryota; Apusomonadida; Apusomonadidae. Gene Ontology annotation, biological process: cellular component organization. The transcript is spliced from 2 exons. The record is from RefSeq and is a predicted model, not a curated record.
AUGAGGACGGCCGACGCCGCCGCCGCGGUUCGUCAGGCUCUCGAUGGUCUCACCUUUCGUGAUCAGACUUGGUCCAUCGAGUUUGCCUCUCGAGUCGGAUCAGACUUUGAGCUCAUCGACGGAGCACACACACCGAGUGUCAUCCAAGGCGAGAGCGAGAUCGACCAAGGACUUCUCCAUGCUCCUGCCUCCUCGCGCAAUCUCGUCAAUCGGACGUCGUCGCAGACUACGGCUGUUGCCCCGCUUGGAGGGAAGAGUAGGUAUGUUGAUGAUGCGGGUACUGUCCAGGGCUCACCGUCCAAGCUCCGUAGGCCGCCGCUGAGCACCGUGCCCAAGUCGAGCAUUUCCCAGUCGUUCAAGAGCGUUGCCUCAUCCAUCUCGUCUGCUUUCUCCGGCCUGCUGUUUGGCACAGAGGCCGAGAGCUCCGCUGCGGCCGAGCUGUCGAUGGCCUCGGUCUCGCGCCUUGGCCCCGCCGCAGACCCUGCGCUAAGCUCGGGCUCUGUCGUCGGCCGCGAGCGCCCGAUCACCCUUGCCGCAGACGAGGUCUCCAUCCGCACAUUUCUCGACUUUCUGAGCGACAAGCCGCGCCCGAGCCAGGCCACAGCCCUCCUCCGCCGGGUUGAGGCUCUUCGCAAGGCCGUCGAAGGCGACGAGCGCGUGCUGGUUUCAGGCCCGGCGCCGUCAGACGAUGUCUUCUCCGACGCGCUCGUCGUCCCGGACGUCGCUGCCCACUUUCGCUGGCUCCUUGUCGACCUCUCGGGCGUCGAGACGCUUGUGCUCCUCUUUUCCCGGGUCGUCGACAACUUUGAGUUUUCCGCCACUCCCACCAGCUGCAUCCUCAUCCACAUUGUCACCAUCCUCUCCACCCUGGUCCGGACCUCGAGCGAGGCCGUCGACGCCCUGGUCGGCGAUCUCCACGCCGAGCACCCGCCCGAGAACCUGGAGCAGCUGGUCACCGCGCUCUCGCUGCCGUCGUCCGACCUCCGAUUCAUGCUUCUCAACCUGCUGAUGAUGGUCACCGUCGUGCCUGCAGCUCAUGCCCAUGCCUCGGUCCUCUCCGCCUUUUCUGCCCGUGCCGUCAUAGAGGAGGAGCCGCGGUUUCGCAUUCUUGUUGCCCAGCUCGUUGCUGUUGUCGGCAUGCUCGGCGUCCCCAAAGCGCUUGCCUCUAUCGACAGCGUUGACGACGGCGCUCUCGCCCGCUGGCAGCUCAGACGCGAUGCCGCUACCGUCGCGCCCGCCUCUGCCUCGCGGACUAGCGAGCUCGCGCUCGCCUCGGCUGCGCUCGGCCUCGUCAACGCGCUCAUCAACCAGCCAGGCGACAUCAAUCUCCGCGUCCGGCUCAGGUCGGAGCUUAUGGACUUGGGCUUUGAGCACCUGCUCUGCGCCCUCGAGCUAAGCCUCGACACAGACUGUACCGAGCUCCGCGCGAGCCACGAGGUUGUCGGCCAGGUCGACAUGCUCCGCGUCCAGAUCACCACCUUUACUGAGCGCUAUAUCUCGGACCGCUCUGCAGAUCCCUGCUUCUCACACGUCAAGCUCGUCGAGGCGCUCCUUGCCCGCUGGAAAAUGUCCGGUGAUGGCAACCAGGCCGCCGUAUCCUUUCUUGACGUCCUGCAGCGGCUCACAGUUGCCACUCAGAUGCCCGGCGCCAACAUUGCCCUCGUUCUUGACCGCAUGCUCAGCGUUGUUGAUGCCGAGCUCGAGCCUCUCAUCGCACGCGGCGACGUCAGCUUUAGCUCCAACCCAGCCUGUCCUGACCCCCGGAGACGCGAUGCCGCUACCGUCGCGCCCGCCUCUGCCUCGCGGACUAGCGAGCUCGCGCUCGCCUCGGCUGCGCUCGGCCUCGUCAACGCGCUCAUCAACCAGCCAGGCGACAUCAAUCUCCGCGUCCGGCUCAGGUCGGAGCUUAUGGACUUGGGCUUUGAGCACCUGCUCUGCGCCCUCGAGCUAAGCCUCGACGCAGACUGUACCGAGCUCCGCGCGAGCCACGAGGUUGUCGGCCAGGUCGACAUGCUCCGCGUCCAGAUCACCACCUUUACUGAGCGCUAUAUCUCGGACCGCUCUGCAGAUCCCUGCUUCUCACACGUCAAGCUCGUCGAGGCGCUCCUUGCCCGCUGGAAAAUGUCCGGUGAUGGCAACCAGGCCGCCGUAUCCUUUCUUGACGUCCUGCAGCGGCUCACAGUUGCCACUCAGAUGCCCGGCGCCAACAUUGCCCUCGUUCUUGACCGCAUGCUCAGCGUUGUUGAUGCCGAGCUCGAGCCUCUCAUCGCACGCGGCGACGUCAGCUUUAGCUCCAACCCAGCCUGGUCCGACUUUUCUUCGGACGACGACUCGGACGAGGCCUUUGACCGCUCGGUCGCCGCCCACACCGCAGGCACCCAUGCCGCCGACCCCAUCUACACCCGCCUCUCCGAAUCGAUCUUGCCCAGUGGCUCGCCUGCGACGGCCCCGUUCCUCCCGGCAACCGCCCUCUCUGCCAUCGACCCGCGCGUGCUGAGCGUGCCGGCCGACGUCGCCGCCGGUCUAGGCUGUGGAAGAGGUCACGGGUCCGGCUCUGGGGCCGGCUCUGGAGCCGGCUCUGGAGCCGACUCUGGAGCCGACUCUGGAGCCGGCUCUGGCUCUGGUAGCGGGGAAAAGUAUGCUGACGAGCCCAAGCCCGAGCCCGAGCCCGAGCCGGCAUCGGAGUCGACUCCGCCACCGCCGCCGCCACCGCCGCCGCCACCGCCGCCGCCGACCACUGCUCCACCUCCGCCACCACCGCCGCCACCACCAUCCACCAUCCCGCCGCCACCGCCAGGGAUUUUCGCAACCAGUGGCAAUGCCGCCGCAAACCCUUCGUCGGCGCCGAAUGUGCGGACGCGCAAGGUCUUCCUCAAGGCGGUCAAGGCACCGGCCGACGAGUCGGUGUGGAGCAAGGAAGUGACACCCGAGGAGCUGGUGGUCACGCCCGAGACGCUUGUUGAAGCUUUUUCGCUGCGGUCGAAUGACGCCGGCGAUAGCAAGCGCAGCGGCGGUUCCGACGACGACGACGAUAGCAAGUUGUCCCGCAGCAAGCGUGCACAGCCGAGCGCGACGGUUCUCUCGGGGCCGAGCGUGUCCAUGAAUGUGGAGAUCAAUCUCCGCAAGCUGACGACUGCGUACUCGACCGACGUCCUCGUUGCCGGCCUCCGCGACCUCUCGCCAGACGUGCUCACCCGCGAGAACGUCAAGGCGCUGGCCAAGGCUGUUGAGGCUGCAGGCAAGGCCGACGAGCUCGACCCGGUGCUAGCUGGCUUUGCCGGCGAGCUCGCUCACCUGCCCGCCAACGAGCGGCUACUGGUGCGGGUGGCGCGGGUCCCGCACUGGCGGCAGCGGCUGCAGGUGGCCGGUGCCAUCCAUGAGUUUGAGCACGACGUCGGCGAGGUCGUCAUCCAGGCCGAGCGGAUUGAGCGGGUGCUUGCUGCCAUCUUUGACUCUGCGCCGCUCCAUCGCAUGCUCCACCGGCUCCUCUUCUGCUGCAACGUGCUCAACGGUAAGCUCGGUGCGCGCGGCGAAGCUGCGGGCUUUCGGCUCGGCUCGCUCAUCCAGGUGUGCGAGACGAGGUCCGAGGCAUCGCCCGGCACCCGGGCGAUCACGCUCCUCGAGUUUGUGCUCCGCGCCAUGGAGAGAGCCGAGACUGGUGGCGUCCGCGACGAGCUGCGUGCGCUGCAUAACCUGGAGCCGAUCUUCAAGCGCGGCGCAGGCAUGCAGCUGGGUGUCAUCACCGCUAACGCUGACAAGGUCAGGGCCGUGCUAAGCUCAGCCCAGGAGCUGCUGACGUUGCUGAUCGCUGGCGAUGGUCCGUGCGCCGACGAGCUCGCAGUUGUAGCCAGGCUGCAGGAGUUUGUGACAGCAGCCGAGUCGCGAAUGGGCGAGCUCGACGCGGUCCUCGCCGAGCUGCAGGCACGGUGGGCGCAAGCUGGUGCGUUUCUAUGCGAACAGGCCAUGCCGUUUGCCGAAGUCGCUGAGACACUGUACGCCUUUCUCCGCUCGGUCUCCAACACGACGACAGCCAUCCGGAUUGCAGAUGAGAAGGAGCGCAAGCGCGAGCGGCGGCGGAAGCGCAAGGCCGAAGAGAAGGAACGGCGCAAGACUAAGUCCAAGGCCAAGAGAGCGCGCCCCGAGGCCGAGCAGGCCCGUGCUGUCGACGCCGGCCUGGAGGCGGUGCUCUCGCCACGCGCGCCAAGUCGCGGGCGCUCCCCGGCCGCGGCCUUUUCACCAGUCGCCCAGCCUCCGCCGCUCCAGCUAGGCUCCGAGUGGUCGCCCGAGGCCUCGCUCCGGUCGCAGGCGCAGUUUGACCGUCGCAUCUACGCGCUCGUCCAUGCUAAGCGCCGCGGCUCGUGACCGUCUACGGCGUGGUUUUACAAAGUCAGGAGAGCUGGUUCGUAAACAGUGACGACAGCUG